Molecule: messenger RNA, 1368 nt
Organism: Hypoxylon trugodes
Lineage: Eukaryota; Fungi; Ascomycota; Sordariomycetes; Xylariales; Hypoxylaceae
Product: glutamyl-tRNA amidotransferase subunit A
Exons: 5
Coding region: 1-1368 (455 amino acids)
Molecular function (GO): catalytic activity
Source: RefSeq, a predicted model, not a curated record
AUGGAUGCGGAUAGCUUCCGGGUACGCGGUCUUGGGUCCGAAGAAAUGGAGCCGUAUCAGUUAACCGCAACGCAAGUCCUUGAGAAGUUCAAAGAUGGAUCGUUAACAAUUGAGCAAUAUGCUCGUUCUUUACUCGCUCGGAUCGAGAAAAGAGACGAUGCCGUUAAGGCGUGGGCGUAUCUGAACCCAGAGUAUGUGAUUCAGCAAGCGAAAGAACUUGACGCCGUUCCCCUUGAGAAACGAGGGCCUCUUCAUGGUGUAGCUGUUGCUGUCAAGGAUAUUAUGUACACCAAAGAUAUGCCAACUGAGCACAACUCCCCUAUAUACAAAGGAGACGAGCCAAAAGUCGAUGCAUCAGCCAUAAUGACCCUCCGUCACGCCGGCGCCUUAAUUCUCGGUAAAACAACCACCACCGAAUUCGCAUCCACAACUGCCGGCCCCAAAACCAGCAACCCACACGACGCAACCCGAACCCCAGGCGGUUCAUCCUCAGGCUCCGCAGCCGCAGUAGCAGACUUCCAAGCACCAAUCGGACUAGGCACACAAACAGGCGGAAGCACAAUCCGCCCCGGUUCCUUCAACGGUAUCUACGCCUUCAAACCAACAUGGAACGCGAUCAGUCGCGAGGGAUUGAAAGUGUACUCCCUGAUCCUGGACACGAUCGGUUUUUUCGCGCGUAGUGCCGAGGAUCUUCAAUUACUAUCUGAUAUCUUCCUGCUCGAGGAUGAUGUCCCACCUCCUACCAAUUUCUCGGUCAAGGGAGCUAAAUUUGCGGUGUUGAAGACUAUGGUAUGGCCUUCCGCCGGACCCGGUACAAUCGCUGCGCUUGAAGCCGGCGCGCGGAUUUUAAAGGAGCAUGGUGCCCAUGUCGAAGAAAUCGAGUUACCGCCAUCUUUCGACAAGAUGCCGGAAUGGCGCCACAUCGUCAUGCAGACCGAGGCACGUCCCUCCUUUCUAGCAGAGUACCGCGUCGCGAAAGAUAAACUAGCGCCGUUUCUCGUGGAUCAUGUUGAGAACGGACAGAAGAUAUCGCGAGCGGCGCAGUUAGAAGCUUUAGAUGGGAUAGCGAGACUGCGACCGGAGAUCGAUGAGAUCGCUGGUCGGUAUGAUGCUAUUCUUACGCCGAGUGUGGUGGAUGAAGCACCUGUGGGUUUGGAUUUUACGGGGGAUGCGGUGUUUAAUGCUAUUUGGACGGCACUUCAUACGCCGGUGGUGAAUAUACCGGGAUUUAAAGGUGAGAAUGGGAUGCCGAUUGGACUAUCGCUAGUUGCGCCGAGGUAUCAUGAUAGACGUCUACUUGUGGUUUCCGAAGCCGUUGGGAAUAUUUUCAAGAGCGAAGGGGGCUGGAAGAAGCAGAUUCAUGAUUGA